Prorocentrum cordatum is the source of this 1304-nucleotide messenger RNA. The record is from the annotation of a GenBank genome assembly. NCBI's taxonomy places the organism in Eukaryota, Dinophyceae, Prorocentrales, Prorocentraceae.
AGGCCUCCCCCGGCCCGAGCUCCUCGGGCCGCGUGGGCACGCGCCCUCGGCCAGCCCCGUGACCCCGAGAGGCCCCUGCACGGGCCUGGCCGCGAGCUGCCGCGGCCGCUCCCGCCCCGUCGCCGCCAUGCCCGCGGCCGUCCGCAGCUUCGCCUCCGGCGCCGAGCUCUGCGCCGGCCUCGGCGCCGCGGUCGCCGAGGUGGCCGCGCGGUGCACGGCGGACAAGUUCGCCGUGGCCCUCAGCGGCGGCUCGCUGCCGGUGCUGCUCGCCUCCGGCCUGCUCGCGGCCGAGGGCGUCGACUACUCGAGGUGGCACGUGUUCUUCGCCGACGAGCGGGUGGUGCCGCUCGACGACGCGGACUCGAACUUCCGGGCCUGCGACGAGGCCCUCUUCAGCAAGGUCGGCAUCCCCCGCGAGCACGUCUACUGCGUGGACGCCUCGCUCUCGGCCGAGGAGGCCGCGGCGGCGUACACGGCGCAGCUGCGGGCGGUGUUCCCAGGCGACGGGCCGCCAGCGUUCGACCUCGUGCUGCUCGGCAUGGGCCCCGACGGUCACACGGCCUCGCUCUUCCCGGACCACCCGCUUCUGCAGGUCACCGACCGCUGGGUCGCGCACAUCGAGGACUCGCCCAAGCCGCCGCCGCAGCGCAUCACGCUGACGUACCCGGUGCUCAACGCCGCCGCGCAGGUCUUCUUUGUUUGCACCGGCGCGAGCAAGUCGCCCAACCUCGCGGUGGCGCUGGGCGUCGCGGACGGCUGCGUCCCCGCGGGGGGCGUGCAGCCUUCGAGCGGCAACCUCGUCUGGUUCGUGGACGACGAUGCCUCGGAGGAGUACCGUGCCAAGUCGGCGUCGGCGCCUGCCACCCCGGCGACCCCGGCAGAGGUGGCUUGACGCCUGCGGCAGCGGGGCUCCGCUGGUUGCCGCCGGGCGGGCCGGGCGGCGCAUGAGCCGCGCGCGCUUCACGCCGCCGCCUUCCCGCCUCUCUGCCUCCUCGCUCUCCCGGCCGCCGUCCAGUCCUUCACAGCUCCGCCUCUAGGAGGGGGCGGCGCUCGCCCUCGGGGCGCUCCGGAAAGGGAAGCUGCCUUCGAGGGAAACCUUCCUGCCAAAACCCGCCUGCAGGAGGACGUGCCUGCCCUGCUGCUGCCCUCUCCCUCCCCUGCGGCGGAGCCAGGGCGAGGGCGGCCCGCCGUGCGGAGUCCCGCGGAGGGCUCGCGGAAGCCUCGGGGGCAGCGAUCGGAGGGGAUCGGCGUGUGCAGGGGAGAAAAGACCCGCACCUCGUAAGGACAAGAAGCGCUACAGUAGG